AUGAGUUAUUCAGCGUUUUUCUAUGGCUCUUUAAUGUCAAAGGUUGUACUUUUAAGAGUCCUAUGCGGUCCAACUGCAUCUGAUCAUGACAAAACACUUAAAUUGGAUUCAAUACAGUUGGGACCUGCUUUGUUGAAGGGGUAUAAACGACACUCUCUUAUUGGGGAAGAAUAUCCUGCUCUGAUUAACACUGGAGAUAAACACGACGCUGUAAUGGGUGUUAUUUGUCAAGGGCUAGAGUUGGAAGAUAUCAAAGCAUUGGAUUGUUUUGAAGGAGAUGACUACGAGCGUGUGCCUACCAAGGUGCUCUUGAAAAAUAAUACUUUGACUGAUACAGAGGUUUAUAUCUGGAUUGGAGAUAAAAAGCUGUUAUCCGGGGAAGAAUGGAGUUUUGACUACUUUAUUACUUCAGGCAAAGAACAGAAAUGGCUUAAUGAGCGAUGCGAAUUUUACAAUGUAGAUAAACUUCACGCAAUUGAUGAAGUCAAAUAG
This is a messenger RNA of Mucor velutinosus, 492 nucleotides long. RefSeq lists its product as uncharacterized. The coding region runs from base 1 to 492 and encodes 163 amino acids. Lineage: Eukaryota; Fungi; Mucoromycota; Mucoromycetes; Mucorales; Mucoraceae. The transcript has 4 exons. The record is from RefSeq and is a predicted model, not a curated record.